AAGUAUGGGGCCGAGACCCUUCAACCCGCAAAAUAUCUGAAUUAUCGAUUGAGGCCUAUCAACCCAUAGAAAUUUAUGAAUCAUCGGAUGAGGACGACUUAUCAGAUGGGCUAGGAUUAUUUGAUUGA
Messenger RNA from Acaulospora morrowiae, 128 nucleotides. The record is from the annotation of a GenBank genome assembly. Lineage: Eukaryota; Fungi; Glomeromycota; Glomeromycetes; Diversisporales; Acaulosporaceae.